GUCACUGAGAAAGAAGGUCAGCCACGAGAGGACAGUGAGCAGCCCGGCGUCACUCUGCGGGCAAGAUGUGGGCUUUCCGGGUCUUUCCGAUAUUCAUACUGUUCACCUGGGUGCUGUCGCUGCUCAGCUGCUUUAAGUUUGGAGGAAAUUCUACAAAGAAGACUAAAAAUAGGUUCUUUGAAGUAGCGAGAAAGAAGCGGUUGUCAGAAUCCGUGUCUCUGAAUGAAGUUAACCUGCAGAACAGCGAAGUCAGUGACCAGCCUCUGGAAAACACAUCCACUCAGGAAGUUCUGUUCAACUUUUUCUUUCCAACAACCUGCAUGAUAAAGGAGAUCCAAGAGGUAACACCUUGCAAUGAGCUGCUAAACCUUACUGAGGCUGCAUGUUCGAAAUCCAAAGGCUGUUUUUCAACAUCUCUGACCAGGAACUGUUUUGUCCCAUUAAGAGAUGAGUCUACACAGGUGGCGCGGAUAUUUGGACUUAGUGUAUUCAGCCUGUUUUUCCUGGGAUCGAUGCUCCUUUACUGCUGCUGCAGUGUUUGGGAGAGGAGCCAAUUUGUCAAUCCUUUGUGAAUGAGGAAUGACACAAUGUUGAAGAAUCUAAAGAAGGAGAAAAAGAAACUGGAGGACAGUACUGAAGUGUUAACAACAAUAGAAGAAGAACAACGGAAGAGGAAGAUGUUGAUGAAGAGGAAAAGGAAGCCAAAGCAUUGCUUUCCUGUUGAGAUGAAUGCACAACUUCCAGAGUGGAGGAGACUGUUCUAGUCAUCCAAGCCUA
Heterocephalus glaber (naked mole-rat) is the source of this 777-nucleotide messenger RNA. The record is from RefSeq and is a predicted model, not a curated record. NCBI's taxonomy places the organism in Eukaryota, Metazoa, Chordata, Mammalia, Rodentia, Bathyergidae.